Aspergillus chevalieri is the source of this 1179-nucleotide messenger RNA. RefSeq names its product elongator complex protein 4. The coding region runs from base 1 to 1179 and encodes 392 amino acids. Gene Ontology annotation, cellular component: transcription elongation factor complex; cytoplasm; elongator holoenzyme complex. Gene Ontology annotation, biological process: tRNA wobble uridine modification. NCBI's taxonomy places the organism in Eukaryota, Fungi, Ascomycota, Eurotiomycetes, Eurotiales, Aspergillaceae. The record is from RefSeq and is a predicted model, not a curated record. The transcript is spliced from 2 exons.
AUGUCCUUUCGCAAGCGAAAUAUUGGACUGUCAACUGGCCCGGGUCAGACACCUGCCGCCAAUUCUCCUGCACAAGCAUCACAGGCCGCUGCCGUCGCCGACUCGAGCCCUGGAAUCCGUCCCUCUCCCGAUGAUGGCAGACCAACGACGUCUACGGGUACACUGUCGCUGGAUAAUCUUUUAGCAGGACAUGGAGGACUUCCUAUUGGGAAGAUGCUGUUUAUUGAGGAAAACGGGACUACGGACUUCGCGGGCGCAUUGCUACGAUACUAUGCUGCCGAAGGAGUGGUGCAGGACCAAAAGGUUCAUGUUAUUGGAGUACCAGAACAAUGGGGAAGGAGUCUUCCUGGUUUGAUUGGCUCUGCUGAAGUUGGUGAUGAGAAGCCGGAUAGACGGAAGAGUGAGCGUAUGAAGAUUGCCUGGCGAUACGAGCGUCUGGGAGAGUUUGGCGCAGGAGUUGCGGGAUCGCGAGGCCCCGUGGCAUCUGAACAGAAUCAGAGCACAGAUGCAAACAAGGUGAAACCAGCAUUCUGCCAUUCUUUUGACCUCACAAGACGCCUUACCCAUCCCUCCAUUGCGAAAAUGAACUUCAUCCCGUUCGCACCCACAAGAGAGCCAUUCUUCGCUUCCAUUUAUAAACGACUUCAAAGCGCUAUUGCAUCAAGCCCUCCACAUACCGUGCACCGCAUCGUCAUCCCAUCCUUGCUCAGUCCCACCAUGUAUCCCCCGGAAGUGAGCCAGCCAGACAAUGUUCUCCCGUUCCUUCACUCCCUCAGAGCUCUUCUGAAUACUCCCAACGCGCGCAUUACAGCCAUUAUCACCAUUCCCUUGUCACUAUUUCCCCGCGAGUCAGGCCUCAUACGAUGGAUGGAGCUGAUCAGCGAUGGUGUUAUCGAACUGUGUCCUUUCCCUCACUCCGCGGAUGCGCUGGCGACAUCAGGAGCGGCGACUUCCGGAGAAGAACCACCCCAGGGGAUGCUGAAGACACAUCGACUACCGGUGCUGCAUGAACGUGGUGGCGGUAGUGAUCAAAAUAUCGGGCAGGAUUGGGCGUUCAAUCUGAGCAGACGAAAGUUUGAGAUCAAACCAUUCAGCUUACCGCCGGAGGAGGGCGACAAGGAAGCUCAAGGCGGAGCGGCAGCGGGUGGAAUGCCCAAGAAGGAGGACCUAGAAUUCUAA